Messenger RNA from Anopheles maculipalpis, 7412 nucleotides. RefSeq names its product mucin-5AC-like. Gene Ontology annotation, molecular function: chitin binding. Gene Ontology annotation, cellular component: extracellular region. Bases 1 to 7350 code for a protein of 2449 amino acids. The record is from RefSeq and is a predicted model, not a curated record. The transcript is spliced from 7 exons. NCBI's taxonomy places the organism in Eukaryota, Metazoa, Arthropoda, Insecta, Diptera, Culicidae.
AUGGAUAGAAAUAUGACCCAGGCCAGUGGUUCAAUGACUCAAAAUGGUAUCACUACCAACACAUCCAGCUCCCAGACGUCAGCCGCAAGUCAAAUGAGCAACUACAAUAAUAUGACCACUUUUACACAAGGUAACAACGGGGAAGGCUCUAGUAGUAGUCUGAGCAGUUCCAGCAGCUCGAGCAGUUCUAGCAGUAGUAGUAGCAGCUCUAGUAGUAGUAGCUCAAGUUCCAGCAGCUCUGGCGGUAACGGUCAGUGGAACAAUCAAGGAUCAAGUGGACAAUGGAGCAAUCAGAAUCAAGGAUCUGGUGGUAAUAAUCAAUGGAACAAUCAAGGAUCUAGUAACAAUAAUCAGUGGAACAACCAGAAUCAAGGAUCAAACAAUCAGUGGCAGAAUCAAAAUCAAGGCUCUUCCAACAACAAUCAGUGGAGCAAUCAGAAUCAAGGACAAAAUAGUCAGUGGAAUAAUCAAAACCAAGGUCAAAACAACAACAAUCAGUGGAGCAAUCAGAACCAGGGCCAAAAUAACCAGUGGAACAAUAAUAACCAAGGUCAAAACAAUAACAAUCAGUGGAAUAACCAGAAUCAAGGCCAAAAUAACCAGUGGAACAAUCAGAAUCAAGGACAAAAUAACAACAACCAAUGGAGUAAUCAAAAUCAAGGCUCAAACGGUCAGUGGCAAAAUCAAAAUCAGGGAUCUGAAGGAAAUAACCAAUGGAGCAACCAGAAUCAAGGUCAGAAUAACCAAUGGAAUAAUCAAAAUCAAGGUUCAAGUAGCAACAAUCAAUUUAACAAUCAGAAUCAGGGACAAAAUCAGCAAUGGAACAACAAUAAUCAAGGUCAAAGCAGUAGCAACCAAUUCAACAAUCAGAAUCAAGGUCAGAAUAAUCAAUGGAAUAAUCAAAAUCAAGGUCAGAAUAGUAACAAUCAGUUCAACAACCAGAACCAAGGGCAGAAUGGUCAAUGGAACAAUCAGAAUCAAGGCCAAAGUAGUAAUAACCAAUGGAAUAACAAUAGUCAAGGUCAGAAUAAUCAAUGGAAUAAUCAAAAUCAAGGUCAGAAUAGUAACAAUCAGUUCAACAACCAGAACCAAGGCCAGAAUAGUCAAUGGAACAAUCAGAAUCAAGGACAAAAUAGUAACAACCAGUGGAACAAUCAGAAUCAAGGACAAAAUAACCAACAAAACAAUCAGAAUCAAGGGCAAAAUAGUAACAACCAGUGGACCAAUCAGAAUCAAGGACAAACUAAUCAACAAAAUAAUCAGAAUCAAGGACAAAGUAAUAAUAACCAGUGGAACAAUAAUAAUCAAGGUCAAAACAAUCAAUGGAGCAAUCAGAAUCAAGGACAAGGCAACAACAAUCAGUGGAACAACAAUAAUCAGGGUCAAAACAACCAAGGAAACAAUCAGAAUCAGCAAUCCAUCAGUAAUACCCAAUGGAACAAUCAGAGCCAGAGCGAAAGUCAUCAGUCUAGUACGCAAACUCAAAACUCUACAAGUACCAGUCAGGGUAAUAAUCAAGGUCAGGGACAAAAUCAAGAAUGGAACAACCAGAAUCAAAGUCAAAACAAUAACAACCAGUGGAACAAUCAGAACCAAGGACAGAACCAACAGUCUACCAAUCAGAAUCAGGGUUCCAGUAAUAGCAAUCAAAAUCAGGGACAAAGUAGCAAUAAUCAAUCGAGCAACAAUAAUCAUUCCCAAAAUCAACAAUCUAACAAUCAAAAUCAAGGAUCAAGUAACAAUAGUAAUCAGAGUCAGGGUCAAAGCAAUAGUAACAACCAAGGCUCCAACAGUAGCUCAAGCAGCGAGCAAAACAGUCAGAACCAAGGCCAGUCGAACGCCAACAACAAUUCAAAUCAAAGCUCCAACAACCAAAACAGUCAGAACUCAUCCUCUGGAUCAAACCAAACUAAUGAAAAUAAUCAACAGAAUGCAAGCGGUAAUCAACAAUUUUCUACUUCUGCCACUGUUGGUCCACAAGAAACAUCCACGGAAGCUACUGUAGUUUCAAGCCCUACAACGACCACAACGACCGCUACUACAACUCCAGAAAUUCAAACUUCUACUGAAACAACUGCUCAGCCAACAACGACAACCACAACAACAACUGUGUCUACUACUAUCGCUUCAACUGCUAGCCCUGCCAUUACUUCUACAUCAGCACAGACUACAUCAGCUGAACCAUCAACGCCCUCUUCUCCUGGUGCUCCAUCGUCUACUGGAGAAUUUGCCUCUACUCAGUCCCCUGAUAUUUCGACAUCUGCGCCAACUGAUACCACUCAAACCCCUGCUACAACUAGCACUACUAGUACCACUACACAAACCACACUCACUCCUAGUAGUAUCGCUACAGAAUCAUCCACAAUGCAAGUCACUACUACAGAGGAAUCUGUCACGACUAGUGUUCAAUCCUCUACUACACAAGCUUCCACUACAGAAGCUCAAAGCACACAGUCAUCUACUACUAUAAGCGAAAUUUCUACACCUUCACAAACUACACCGACACAAGUAUCAGAAACAACAGUCACACAGUCAUCCAUCCACACAACAACAGAAUCUAGUUCAGAAACAACACCGGGUGGAAAUUCCGAACCAUCUUCACCCACACAAACUACUACAACCGAUGAGUCACCUUUGACUACCACAUUCAUACCCACCGAAACAACAACACAAAGCGCUGAAUCUACACAACCAAUUACCACUUCUACACCCGAAACAACACAACACACGCAAAACAACACAAACGAAUCCACUACACAACAAUCCACUACACAAUCCUCUAGCACACAGGAACAGUCGACCACCGAGAAAGAGAUAAUGGUGGCUGAACCAAGCACUCUACAGCCCAGCACGGAAGAAUCCAACAAGUCCACCACCACUGCUCAAGAAACAACCACACUGGCACCCUCGACAGAGGAGCCCACCGUCACACAAUCUACACCAGCUCCUACGGAAGCAAACACUACACAAGAGAACACUGCAACACCACAAGAACUCACAACAACACAAACACCUACCACGAUGGCUUCGGCACCUGUUUCUAGCUCGGAAGAAGUACCAACUACACAAACAACAGCACACACUACACAAUCAGCUACUGCAUCUCCGUCCGAAGACACAACACCACAACCAUCUACACAAACCACCACAAUGCUCACAACGAUCGUUAUGCAUAGUACUCAGUCCACAACCACUCUCUCUUCUUCAGCACAACCGUCAAGUACUACGCAGCGACCGACUGCCGGAAGCGAGACUAGCUCUGGGUCUACUACCAGCCAACCAGGAUCUGGGUCUGGUGCUGCACCAGCCUGCACUGAGGACGGAUUCAUGGGUGAUCCGAAUGAUUGUAAGAAGUUUUAUCGCUGCGUCUCGAAUGGUAAUGGACAGUUUACGCGCUACGAAUUCCGCUGUGGAGAUGGAACUGUUUGGGAUGAUAAUGCUGGCAGUUGCAACCACGAUUGGGCUGUACAGGAUGGACGAUGUGGUAAGCCAAGUGGGCAAGGACCUUCGGGACCUCCUCAAGGUGGUUCGCAAAGCGGUCAAAACGGUCCUAAUGAAGCAGGAAGUGGAACAAAUGGACCGGAUGGAUCUGGCAGUGGACCAACCAAUGGACCAAAUGGACCCAAUGGACCUGAUGGACCCAAUGGACCAAAUGGACCUGAUGGACCCAAUGGACCUGAUGGACCCAAUGGACCAAAUGGAUCCAAUGGACCUGAUGGACCAAACGGAUCAAAUGGACCUAACGGACCAGACGGACCGAAUGGACCCAACGGACCAGAUGGACCGAAUGGGCCAAACGGACCAGAUGGACCGAAUGGACCAAACGGACCAGAUGGAUCGAAUGGGCCUAAUGGACCAGACGGAACAAAUGGACCUAAUGGACCAAACGGACCAGAUGGCUCAAAUCAAUCAAACGGAACAAAUGGUACCGAAGAACCGACUCCUGCUGGACAAAAUUCUACCACAGUUCCACCAUGCCAGCAGCAAACGACCACUACAACCCAAUCGCCCUCAGUACCCGCAGGAAGCAACGGUGUAUGCGAGCAGGAAGGAUUUAUGGAACAUCCAUCCAAUUGCAAGAAGUUCUAUCGAUGCGUCGAUAACGGCAAAGGUGGAUACGAUCGGUACGAGUUCACAUGCGGUCCCGGUACUGUGUGGGACAAUGACAUUCUAGCCUGCAACCAUCCAACAUCUGUCCAAAACUCGAAAUGUGGAACUGGAGGUGGCGCUGAAUCUGCAUCCUCACCGUAUCCAGGUAGUUCGUCCGGUCCCGGCAAUACCUACCUUCCGCCAGCACAAUCCUCAACCGAAUCUAUGCCAAGCACGACGGAACAAUCGAUGAGCAGCCUGGAACCGGAAUCGCUUACCACGGGUGCUACGGACGCAGCUAGUCAGGAAACAACGAGCAGUGCAAGUAGUACAACGGCAUCGUCCGAUUCAUCGACUACCGAAGCAACAAAGGAAGAAACGACUUCCGCCGCUCAACAACAAACUACCGAAACGCAGAGUCAGACAACGGAAUCUUCCAAGGGAGAAACCACUUCCAAUGCACAAGAACAGACGACCGAACCGGGCCAGAGUCAGUCGACCACUACCGAAGCGGGAGAUUCGUCGACUACUCCUACAGGAGCUACCGAAACUUCGACCAUGCCAUCUUCGGAAGAUUGCGAUUCGGAAGGCUUCAAGCCUCACCCGACCAACUGUAAGAUGUUCUAUCGCUGCGUUGACAAUGGCAAGGGAGGUUACACAAAGUACGAGUUCACUUGCUCGGAAGGUACUGGUUGGGAUGAAAGUAAACAGGCCUGUAACUAUGAGUACGAAAUUCCCAACUGCGGUGCCGAUCGUCCACCAGAACCUGAACCGGAGCCUACCGGAACGGACAUGACGACGGGAUCUAGUGAUGGAACCACUGCAGCAACCGAAGCAUCUACGACUCAAGCUCAGACAGACGGUACUACUACCGGACAAGAGACUACAACUGCCAAACAAGACAUGACCACGACUCCCGCUCAAGAAACAACCACGACUCCCGCUCAAGAAACAACCGCGACUCCGGUAGAACAACAAACAACUACAACAGAGGCCAAUCAAGAAACUACAACAGCAACGAGCGAUUCGACUACAGCUUCCUCAAUGGCACAGGAAACGACUACUACCACCACGACCACCGGUCAGGAGACGACUACAUCCAGUGAAAUGGCAUCCGAAAUGACAACUGUACAGGGCCAGGAAACGACCACUGUGGCUGGCAGUGAAAUGACCACCGAAAGCUCUCAGCAAACAACCACGAUGGGCGGCUCGCCUUCCUCGGGCGAAUGUACUGAGGAAGGUUUCAUGGGUAAUCCGGACGAUUGCCGCAAGUUCUACCGGUGUGUGGACAACGGCAAGGGUGGUUACAAUAAGUAUGAUUUCACAUGCGGCGAAGGUACCGCAUGGGAUCAGGCACUUCAAACAUGUAAUCAUGAGAAUGUUGUUGAAAUGUGCGGCGGACAGACAGGUAACACUAGCAAUAACACUAACCAAACACAAUCAUCAUCAACAUCAACAACAGCCACAUCUACCACCACUACUCCUACCACUACCACGCAAUCUCCUUCCACUUCCACUUCUACUACUACCACUACCACCACCACACAAGCUCCAACAACGACUGCUUCUACUACUACCACUAGCACUACCCUAAAACCCACUACCACUACACAAAGCACAACCUCCACCACCACUACCACCACAACCUCCGCACCUUCAUCAACAACUUCAUCAUCAUCAUCUUCAUCAACUACCACCCAAAGCAUGCAAUCCUCGUCCGAAUCCACCACCGAACGCAUGAAAGCUUCUUCAUCCUCUACCACGCAAGUAAACUGCACGGAGGCUGGAUACUUCCCCAAUCCGGACGACUGUACCAAGUUCUACCGCUGCGUGGACUGGGACGGAAUGGGUGAAAACUUUUCCGUCUUUCACUUCGACUGCCCCGAGGGUACCAUUUGGGAUCCCGCUGUAAAUACCUGCAAUCACGAGGACAGUGUCCAGCCACCCCGCAAUUGCUCCAAAUCUGCCCCUGCCGAAACAACCGAAUCGAACGCUGAAUCAACCACCUCUGUUACAGAAGAGCCAGGCUCUACGACCGAAGCUUCCCAAAUGACGACGGCCCAGCAGACGGAAGCAACGACUGCGGCCAGUGGUCAACAGCAAACAACAACCGAUUCUACGAGCUCCGAAACGACAGCUGCCCCCAAGGAAGAAACUACAACCGGACAGCCACAAAUGAUGACAACCACAGAGGGAGCAGCACAGGAGACAACAACAGCAGCUCCGGCAACCCAAGAAACUACCGAAGCUGCUACUACGACUGAAGCAUCUCAAGAAACUACAACGGCGGCAGCAUCCUCGGAAACGACGACAAUGGCUGCUCAGGAGACAACAACGAUGGCUGCUCAAGAGACAACGACGAUGGGUGCCCAAGAGUCCACAACAAUGGCUGCCCAAGAGUCAACUACGAUGGCCGCACAAGAAACUACUACAAUGGCUGCACAAGAAUCAACUACGAUGGCCGCACAAGAAACAACUACAAUGGCUGCGCAAGAAACGACGACAUCGAUGGCCGCACAAGAAACGACAACGAUGGCUGCGCAAGAAUCUACUACCGCCGCUCAGCAAGAAACAACGACCGCCUCUGGUGAUGAGAAAGAGAUGACCACCAUGGGUCAGUCAGAAAUGACAACCCAGCCCGCUGGUCAGGAGCAAACCACCGAGGGUAUGGAGUCGUCAACGGAACCCGCCUCGCAGGAAUGUCCUGCCGGUUGCAUGAGCUCAUGCCCACCGGUUGAUGAAGAUCAGGAUCGUUUCGUGUGUCCGACUGGGUUCAAACGCCACCCAAAGAACUGCAACCUGUUCUAUCAGUGUACCGAGAAGGCGAACAGCUACGACUACAGUAUCGUUGUUUUUAGCUGUCCAAACGAUACCGUCUACCAGGAGGACCGAACACAGUGUACGGAACCUGCCGCUGGGGAUGAUCGUUGCAAGGCGGCUAACCUGCGAUCGCAGCUACGAAACACACGUCAACUACCAGUAAUGCAGCUCGGCUCGACAGAACCUCUCUGUCCUACGGAUGGCCACUUUGCGAUCGACGAUCAAAAGUGCAGCUCAACCUUCCUGCGCUGUACCCAGGGACGGUCGGGCCUUCAGCCCAAUAUGUACCGUUGUCCGAAGGGUUAUGUUUACUGGCGCGUUAGUCGCCGCUGUGAGCGUGUCCAGAAAAUCCCCGAGUGCCAAUCGACACCGAUGCAGGAACGAUCGGAGCUACCGGUCGAAUGGAUCAACAUCGGCAACCGACGCCGAAGUUUGUUCUAGAAAGACAAGAAACGUUGCUUUUUCAAGGGGCAAACGAGCUCCGGCUGCCAUAAUUCUUCAUC